Messenger RNA from Oreochromis niloticus (Nile tilapia), 4131 nucleotides. Its product is annotated as photoreceptor outer segment membrane glycoprotein 2. Bases 951 to 2024 code for a protein of 357 amino acids. Gene Ontology annotation, cellular component: plasma membrane. The record is from RefSeq and is a predicted model, not a curated record. Gene Ontology annotation, biological process: visual perception. The transcript has 5 exons. Lineage: Eukaryota; Metazoa; Chordata; Actinopteri; Cichliformes; Cichlidae.
UCUCCCCCUGCCUCCUAAUACACUCUUGCAAUAUGUUCAGAUCAGCAUGAUUUAAAGAGUGGAUGUGUCUUUCUGCUGAAGGCCUAGCUGAGCUCACCUUGCUCCGGGAUAGUGGGAGAUCAGCACGACAACGGACCAGCAGCAGGUGUUAGAUUUCACUACCCAAGUGCUCUAAUGCUGGUCAUGUCAAGUUGUGGUCUGCAGUCAGGAGUGCCUAAAAUAUCUCUGUAAGCUGCUUAUGACACUCAGCGGGCAGCAGCCUCCUUCCUGCUCCAUCCUGCACCUUUCAUUUAAAGAAAAGUCCACACUGAAGCCUGACCUCUGACCUCUGAACCUCUCGCACCUGUGUGGACUUCACGAUUGAGCCACCAUAGACCAUCUGCCUGAUGGUUCAUGACAGCAAGAUUCAAACACCAUAGUUUAGUCUUGUUCUCAGAACUGUUUGUCCCAAGGGAAGUUUUUCUUAUUUCAAAGAGAUGAAAUGAAGGCCUGAUUUGAAACCAGUCAGAGUGCACACAGCCAGCUUCUAAAAAGCCUGAUUGCUCUGUGCCUUCGUCUUUACAUAUUCAUGCCCACAUUUGAUUUACGAAACACACAUCUAAAGCACUGACAUGAUUGAUAUUUAUGAAAAGUGCAACCUUAAAUAUUUCAGUCGGUGGGGCUUUAGAAGCUUCAGCUGUGAGCAAAUAAAGUGAGAAUGAUGAAUUUGGUGGCUUAAAAUUAUAUUAAUUUGUAAACAAGUUUCAGUAUUGCAACAAAAAGGCAUAUGCACAAACAAUAUGCUGUCAUGUUGUUAUGUAGAACAUAAACUCUUUAGCUCUGACAGCCUGACAGGAGAUUGUUAUGCAGCACCUUGUGGUCAAAAGUGUUCAUGCACACUGAGAAUGGCCACCUUUUGGCCAUGUUAGCAGCUUCUUGGCCGUGAGUCACUCAGAAACCUGAGAACGGUCAUGGCAGUUGGGAAGGUGACAUUUACCAAGGUGGAGAGAGAGAAGCUAGCUGAGGUUCUCUGUCUGCUUAAUUGGAUUUCUGUAGUGACAGGAACUAUCCUCUUUGGCCUUGGCUUGUUCCUCAGAGUAGAGAUUCAAAAAUGGCAAGAAGUGAUGUCGGAGCAGGGAAUCCUCUAUGUGCCACAUAUGCUGAUCACCACAGGACUAGCAGCCUGCUGCAUCAACUUUUUCGGUGGCAAGAUCUGCCUGGACUGCGCCGACACCAACAAGUUCCUGCGCUGGAAGCUGGUGAUGAUGCCGUACAUCAUAUGCACCUUCUUCUUCACCUCUUGCAUCCUAGCAGGGGCACUCAUGUGCUAUGGCAUUCGCAGCCAAAUGGAGGAAUCCCUGUUUAUGGGCCUGAGGAAUGCCAUGCGAUACUACAAAGACACAGACACUCCGGGCCGCUGCAACCUGAAGAGAACUGUGGACCUACUGCAGAUCCAGUUCCAGUGCUGUGGGAACACAGGAUACCGAGACUGGUUCCAGAUCCAGUGGAUCAGUAGCCGCUACCUGGACAUGAGCAGCAGUGCUGUGGUAGAUCGUAUGAGGAGUAAUGUGGAGGGGAAGUACCUGAUGGACGGUGUUCCCUUCAGCUGCUGCAGCACCUUCUCCCCUUGGCCCUGCAUCCAGCACCAUCUCAGCACCAGCUCAACCCAAGACGAGCAAAGCCGGCAGCUGAACCUGUGGAGGCGGGGCUGCCGACAGGCCCUGCUGGACCACUACACCGGCAUCAUGCAGUCAAUCGGCCUCACCGUGCUGCUCAUCUGGCUUUUUGAGCUGCUGGUUCUGACAGGUGUCCGUUAUCUGCAGACGGCCAUGGAGAACGUUCUCCGGCUGGGUGAUCCAGAGUCGGAAUCAGAUGGUUGGUUUCUGGAAAACAGCCUGGCAGAAACGGCCCGGUCCAAUUUUAACAUUAUUAAGAACCUGGGAAAGUGUUACCAGGUCGACGACGACCCAAACAUCAACGUCCCGACUGCUGCUGCAGAGGAGGAACUGCCAUCACAGCAGGUCCAAGUCCUCGUGACCAGCUAGCCUCCGGCCUGUGGAGUCAUGGACAGCAGAAGUGAUGAGCUGUUCCAAAGAUGCUUUUGACUCGGGAUAGAAAUCACUUCAUUCUCCAGGAUGCAGAGUGAAUCAAGUGGAUCUGACACGUUUAGCUUCAUCCCAGAGACAAGAACAAAAACUUGAUUGUUUGAUUGAAACAAGUUUGGAACAGUGGCUAAACUUUACCUGCUGAGUCCUUAGAGCUCUCAGAUUUAUGGACCAACAAGGUCUUCUGCCUUCAGAUACGUGAGUUUGAAUAGGUUUUACCUUGGUGGGUUUACAGGUUUAUAAAUGAACUCUUUGUGAUGUUUUUUAUAUGAUAAUAGGAGUUAUUUUUUAUACUUGAAGUAAAUUACAAAACCAUGAACUGGUACCUUUUGGUCUUUAAUUGCAUUUUUAACUUUUACCAUUCUCCAAAGAAGUCUGAUCACUGUGAAAAAAAAUCAGCAGCCCAUCAGUUAAAUCCUGAAAACAGUACAAAUAGAAUAGAAUAGAAUAGAAUAGAAUAGAAUAGAAUAGAAUAGCCACUUUAUUGUCAUUCAGAAUGCCCACCAGUGCACAUGAGAAGGAAAUUUUGGUGCAUUUACUUGCCAUCUCGUCAUAUGUACCUGUAAGAGAAAUUUGUUUAUACUAAUUAUUAUUAGUAAAGAAUGUUAGGAGAUAGAUAUGCUGCACAGCAAUAAUAGCAGCAGAAGAAAACCAGUGCACCAUUCUAGGCAUAAAACUGCACUGCUCCAACAUUUAUAAAAAAAAAAAACAGGCAGCACCAUGGCGUCAUGGUUAGCACUGUUGCGUCACACCAACAAGGCCCAGAAUUCAAAUCCAUCACCUAGCUCGGGCCUUUCUGUGUGGGGUUUACAUUUCCCCCCCUAUGCCCUUGCUUAUAAGCAGAGGAUGGAUGGAUGCAGGGAAGCUUUUUCAUAUUUCAGCAGAUGAUGACCGCCCUGAGCUCACAUUCCAGCUGCAUGGUUACAUAACUCACCUGAGUACAGUCCGAGCUAUCGUCCACUUUAACAUCUGGAGCUUCAUGACACCAAAAGCACUGCAAAAGAUUUUGUGCUUUAAAGCUGAAGCAGCCAGUCUCCUUUGUUCCCAAAUAACUGACGAGUAUGGUUAUUCAAAAUGAUGUUUUCACAAAGCGAUCUCAGUUUUGACACCUGAUCAGUUCUUUGGCCGUUUUAAUAAAAAAUGUGGGCUUUAAACAAUGCGGUAAACACUGCACUCUGGAGUUACAGCUUUUUCUGAAAUGUGUUGUACAAAUGUGUGACAAAGGAUGCUGCCACUGCCCUUACUGAUACAUGGUGGUUUCAUGUAUAGGUUCAUGCAUGUCAAACAUGAAAUGAGUAAACUAAUACCAAAUUGCUGCUACCAGGAGUCAAAUCGUGGCCAUUGUGUGCCGCGCCUUAACCUUUAGGGCUGUUUUUUAUGUUUUAUUCACAGUCAGGUCAUAAAGGAUGAGGCUGAAUCAGAGGAAGUCAGCAGCACUAACUCUGAAGGUAAAAUUUUGAAUUUCCUGUGAAAGUAAACUGCUUGUGUUGCUGUUAGUCAUUUUUCCAGAAUUAUACAUUCAAGUCUCAAGUACCUGUGAGACGUGCUGAAACACAUGACACUCGCAGCCUUCGUAGGUCAUCAGAAGGACAUCACCAUGAUAAAAACUGGAACAGAUGAUGUUGUGUUUCCCACACAACGUUGUGAGUUUUCAGUUUUAGAUGUAUUCAAUAGUCUGAGGUGUCGCUCACAGUUGCCCAAACAGCUGAUUCAUUGCUUUAUGUCUGAAAACACAUUUGACUAGAAGGUUUGCUGUAAGCAACAAUGCUGCGAUGAUAUAUUUACAAUUCCAAGUCAAAAAUCUAUGACCUUUGUUGUUGAAUAACAAAGUUUUAAUGUUAUUUUUAUAUCCAGUAGAGAAUCAGAAUUAACUUUGACCUUUUCUGAGACGUUUUCACAGAUGAUGUGUCUCUUUGGUCUUCAUAUGAUUCAUGCAAUUGGGUUUAUGACAGUAACGUCACAGCCAUUAGUUACAGUGCAUUUCAUCCAUGUGGGGAAAUCUGCUGUUGUUAUUGUUGCCCUGAAGAAAUAAAAAUGAACCAAAGAA